Messenger RNA from Trifolium pratense (red clover), 972 nucleotides. RefSeq lists its product as uncharacterized. NCBI's taxonomy places the organism in Eukaryota, Viridiplantae, Streptophyta, Magnoliopsida, Fabales, Fabaceae. The record is from RefSeq and is a predicted model, not a curated record. The coding region runs from base 135 to 632 and encodes 165 amino acids. The transcript is spliced from 3 exons.
UUGGUGAAAAUAUAAAUUUAAUAAACAAAAAUAACCCUUCACAGCUUUCGCAAUUGUGACAGAACUUCAUCCACGUCAACGGCAGAGAGCGACUGAAAACCACCGGAAAAUUUUCGCCGGCGGCCGAACUAGAAAUGUCACUGGUUGAUUAUGCUUCCUCUUCAGACGACGAAGACGUUCCAGAACCCACCGAAGAAUCACCAAAGGAAAAAGAGAAACCCCAACGCCAUUCAUCGCAACCACAACCACAACCUCCUUCACAAACCCUGACAAAAUCUGGAUCUUCCUCCAACCCCCCGCUAGAUAACAAACCACAUUCAUCUUCCCCUUUGGUGGAGAAACUUCCGGAUGCUUCAUUUCUUUUGAGUUCACCCACUGUCACAUCUAGUCCAAUGAAUGCUAGUGACCACUCCACUCGAGUUGCUGCAGCUCUAGCUGAAAAUGCUUCACGUAAGAGGGACUCUAAUGGAAAGGCGUCCUCUGCCAUUCGUAGUAAAGUUCCUAGAGCAAACCCGCCUCAUUCAAAAAAUAUACCAGAAACGGCUGGUGGUAUGUUGGUUCCACCUCAACUCAGUGGAAGGAAAAACGUUGUUACUGAAGACAUAAGCAAGCUAUUUGUCCGAAAACACUAAGAACAUCCAUCUCCUUAGAAGGUUACAAAUUGAAAUUAACGAUGUGUGAGAGAAACUUACACCUAAAGAUGCAGCACUUUGCUUGUUGAAAGUGCCUGCUUUUGUAGAUUGUGUACUAGCACAAACAAUCUUUGAAGUUUGUUUAUAUCCUUAAGUUUAUAUUGCAGUGUAGUUGAUAAUAUUAUUUUGUUAACUUCCAGCUUAGGAAUGUAAAAGCAAAAGUUGUAGAAACCCUUUUGGGGUGAUUUACUUUGCAACAUCGUUUUGAGAUUUGCAGGUAUGAUUUAUAUUUUAUAGUGUGUUUGGAGCCACAGAGAGCUCCACAUGCUAUGUGUUUGAA